Molecule: messenger RNA, 1158 nt
Organism: Heterobasidion irregulare TC 32-1
Lineage: Eukaryota; Fungi; Basidiomycota; Agaricomycetes; Russulales; Bondarzewiaceae
Exons: 3
Source: RefSeq, a predicted model, not a curated record
GCGAUAGGCGCUACUCUAUUACCUACUUGUGUGGACUGCUGCAUUAUUUAUCACUCGCGCUGUUGCGCAUCCUUUUGCGAAACCAGCUGCAGCCACCGCGCGGUGGCUGAUGAUCCCGCGACCGAGUGUUCCCACGUCUGCACGUUGGAGUUGCACCAUGUCGAGCAGAGCAGGCGGCCUCUAUGGAGGCAUCCAGUUUUCUUCAGGCUUCGUCCCUUCCGUCUCCACAGAUCCCUCAUCCUCCGCACACCCGGAAAAACAUCCUUCGUCGACACACUACUCUGCUCCGCCGACCGCCCAGCCCGCAGGAGCAGGAGCAGCAGCGGGAGCAGCGGGCGGUCCACCUGGCGCCUCCUCGGAUGCAGGCGCUGCGUUUGCGGGUCCAGGCAAGGCCACAGCCGGUAUCUAAUUCUACUGCUGCACGAGUUGCGCCCGAGACACAGACUUAUUGAAACACCCUCCCCUCCACGCUCGAUACGAUCGAACGAACGCGCGCACGAAAAAAAGGCUGGUCCGCGGCCCUCGCCUUCGCCCCCGUCAGGAAGAAGACCGUCCCGAAGGCCGUCGCGCCCCGCAUCCCCACCGGCGCCGCCCUCGCCGCGUUCUCCCAGUCUGCCGUCAUCAGCGCCCCGCCGACGGUGUCCGCGAGUGCCGUGCUCGUCGCGCCGCCCGUCUUGCUGAGCGCGGGGCCCAGCGAGGAGCCGCAGCAGGCCGCCUCCGCCGCGAAAAGCGGGUGGGGGAAGAAGGUCAAGCCCCCGUCCAUGGUCCUCGAUGACGACGUCAACGGAUUCAAGGGCUCAAACAAGAGGAGAGGCGGCGGAGGCGGAGGCAAGAAAAACAAGAGACACAAGGCGCUGCAGCAAGUGGCCGCUUGGGAUCCGACCGAGCAGUACGACCCCAUGAGACCAAACGACUACAACGAGUACAAAGUGUGGAGGCGUCGCGAUCGUGAGGAGCGACGCGAGCGCUUGGCCGAGCAGCGCCGCCUCGAGGACAGAAAACGCCUUCGGCGCAGCACAAGCUACACUGACUACAGCGACACAGGAUCCGAGGACGAACGGCCUCGCAAAGCAGGGCGGUUCGAUGAACCCGAUGACCGUUGGUCUCGCGAGGAUGACGAUCGGCCGCGCGGCGGGUUGGGCAGCACCUCGCACAACC